GGUAGCAACAACUCUCUAGUGAAGAAUCAUUAGAAACAGAUGUAACUGUGAUUAUUAUGUCUGAACUAAUUGAAGGUCUCCCUGACGCGGUUGCUCUCAGGUGUCUUGCACGGGUCCCCUUCUUUCUCCAUCCCAAGUUGGAGCUUGUUUCUCGUUCCUGGAAAGCUGUCAUUCGUAGUCCUGAACUGUUUAAAGCUCGACAGGAAGUUGGUUCAACUGAAGAUCUUCUAUGUGUGUGUGCUUUUUACCCAGAAAAUUUAUGGCAGCUUUUUGACCCUCUUCGAGACCUUUGGAUUACACUCCCUAUCCUCCCCUCAAAAAUCAGGCACCUUUCUCACUUUGGUGCUGUCUCUACUGCUGGAAAGCUGUUUGUACUUGGUGGUGGUAGUGAUGCUGUUGAUCCACAGACUGGUGAUCAAGAUGGGAUAUUUGCAACUAAUGAGGUUUGGUCAUAUGACCCCAUAAUUCGAGAGUGGUCUCCACGUGCGUCAAUGCUUGUUCCACGGGCCAUGUUUGCUUGCUGCGUUUUGGAUGGGAAGAUUGUUGUUGUAGGUGGUUUCACUAGUUGUAGGAAAUCAAUAUCUCAGGCAGAAAUGUAUGACCCUGACAAGGAUGUUUGGGUUUCAAUUCCUGAUCUUCAUCGCACUCACAAUUCAGCAUGCUCGGGAAUAGUGAUUGGGGGAAAGCUUCAUGUUUUACACAAGGGUUUAUCAACAGUUCAAGUCUUGGAUAGUAAGGGGCUUGAGUGGACUGUUGAGGACUAUCAUUGGCUCCAGGGUCCAAUGGCAGUUAUCCAGGAUUCACUCUACGUUAUGAGUCAUGGAUCAAUAUCCAAACAGGAUGGAAAUGUUAGCAAGGUAGUGGUGUCAGUGUCUGAUUUUCGCCGGAGGAUCAGUUGUGCAAUGACUGGCCUGCGGGAUGAGAUUUAUGUGAUCGGAGGCGUCAUUGGUCCUGACCAGUGGAACUGUGAUAUUAGGCCAAUGUCUGAUGUUGAUGUCCUGAUGAUGUGUGGUGAACGACCAACUUGGCGCAAGGCGGCUCCAAUGACACAGUGUCGUGGAACUAUUCUUGGCUGUACACAGUUGAGAAUUUAGACCUUACUUUGUUCUCCCUGGGCCACUGCUGUCUGGUUGUGUAACUUUACAUUUGUCGAGGAAUUGGUCAUCUUGCUGGCUAACUUGUUUAUUUGUAAGCCAUGAUGAUGUAUGGCCUUGUUUCUUGUAGCUCUUCUUUAGCAAAGGUGAUACUUAAUCCCCAGUAACAUUGACAGGGGAGGGGCACCAUGUUAAGAGUAUAUGAAUUUUAGUGUUAUCUCA
This is a messenger RNA of Cannabis sativa, 1316 nucleotides long. Its product is annotated as F-box/kelch-repeat protein SKIP30. The coding region runs from base 57 to 1094 and encodes 345 amino acids. The transcript has a single exon. Gene Ontology annotation, molecular function: protein binding. The record is from RefSeq and is a predicted model, not a curated record. NCBI's taxonomy places the organism in Eukaryota, Viridiplantae, Streptophyta, Magnoliopsida, Rosales, Cannabaceae.